UAUUUACAUAUAUGUAGACCAGAAAUGAUUUUCUUCAACUGUUGAUGGACACGGCAGAGGAGACUUAUAAGAGUGAGAAAAAAGAUGAUGUGGAUGAUGAUGACAUUGCUGCAAAAUAUGGACAAGAUUUUGUCAACCAAACGAUUUUUAAUACAUCGGAAAAUAAAAACCUCUCGAUGGAUGAGUUGGUGGCCCAGUGUGUCAUUUUCUUUUUGGCUGGUUACGAAACCACAGCAACAUUAUUAACGUACGUCCUGUACUGCCUGGCUCUCAAUGGGGACAUUCAAGAGAAAGCUUACCAGGAAAUUACACAAUGCUUAAAAGAGACAAAUGGUGAAUUGACCUACGAAGCUUUACACAACAUGAAAUAUUUAGAUAACAUCAUUUCAGAGACUUUAAGACUCUAUCCGCCAGGAGUGAGAACUGAACGAAAGGUUGCAUCAGAAUAUAAACUGGGUGACACUGGUAUUAUUUUGGAAAAAGACAUGAUUGUUAGUGUUCCUAUAUUUGCUAUCCACCGAGAUCCAAAAUAUUAUCCAAAUCCUGAGAAAUUCGAUCCAGAUAGAUUUUCAGCGAAAGAGAUAGCUAAAAGAGAUUCCUACGUUUAUCUACCCUUCGGACAUGGUCCGAGAAAUUGUGUCGGCAUGCGGUUCGCUUUACUUGAAGCCAAAGUCUGUCUCGUAUAUAUUAUCAGCUGCUUUAAGACUAAGCCAUGUGAUAAGACACCAGUACCCAUGAAGUUUAACCACAACGCUUUUGGUAUUCUUCAACCCAAAGAUGUUUUCCUGGCUACAGAAAUAAGAAAAGAUUGUCUACUCAAGCCUUAAAUACUGAUGAUGUUAUUUUAAUGUUCCAUCUGCAUGAAAAUUUUUUCAUACUAUUAAUUGCUGACUAGUUUUUGCGAAGCAAUAUUAAUUAUUAUCUUAUGAAGUGAUAUCAUAUGCAUGGUUCUCAAAAUAUUCUGGAAAAAUAAUAAGAGUUCGUGUAUUAUCAAUGAUCUUCCUGUUUUUACGACGUUCAUCUAAAUUUAUAGUGUGUUUAAGAAGUGCAAAAUUAACAUUUGCUUGCAGGGCUGUUUUGUAAUUAUUCCCCUUAACAUCUACAUGCUUCACUCCCUUUCUCUUUAUUCUGUUAAUUGACUUGUUUCACGCUCUUCAGUAGUGAUUGAUUAAAUUUCGAUUACUUAUUUUUCUCUUAGAUAAUUAGUGAACUACUUUAUUGACUUCAUUUUUGACAAGAGAUUUUAAAAACUUGCAUUGAGGGGAGGACAUUACGAAACACCAUCUAUGUAAUUCAUGUACUAUUAGUUCCGUGUAUUUCCUACGUUUUGUAAAUAAAUAAAAUGUAACGCGCUGGUCAUUUUUUUAAUAAUAAAGUGUUGUUCAUUAUUUUUAA
This is a messenger RNA of Parasteatoda tepidariorum (common house spider), 1395 nucleotides long. The record is from RefSeq and is a predicted model, not a curated record. Lineage: Eukaryota; Metazoa; Arthropoda; Arachnida; Araneae; Theridiidae.